Molecule: messenger RNA, 4050 nt
Organism: Cylas formicarius (sweet potato weevil)
Lineage: Eukaryota; Metazoa; Arthropoda; Insecta; Coleoptera; Brentidae
Gene: jar
Product: myosin heavy chain 95F
Exons: 18
Coding region: 327-4028 (1233 amino acids)
Biological process (GO): endocytosis; vesicle transport along actin filament; actin filament organization
Cellular component (GO): myosin complex; cytoplasm; actin cytoskeleton
Molecular function (GO): microfilament motor activity; actin filament binding; ATP binding
Source: RefSeq, a predicted model, not a curated record
GGCUCGCGGUAAAGAUCAAAGGGUCGAGGGUGGCGCGUGUUUAUUUUUAGAACAUAAAAGGUGGGACAGGGCGUCGUCGGCCCGCGGAGUUCCGCUUUGGACCGGAAAUCGACGGAAAAUUCGUUUCGCGCCGUCGAAAACUAUAAUGACGCUCUGGCGGAAUCACGCCUUGUAACGUUUUUUUUUUUUAUGGCGGCGCUCGUAAGCGUCGAUUUUUGUAAACAAAGGGAAAUUUUAGCCUGCUGCGAUACGUUACCGUCUCUAAUUGGGUCAAAGCGCGAUCUCGGGCAUUAACGGUGUCUCUGACACGAGACGAACGCUGAAUCAUGGACGACCUGGUGUGGGCCCGUGACCACACAGAGGGGUUCGUUUUGGCCCGGAUGAGCGAAAUAACCAACGAUGGCGCUGAGGUGGUGCCGCUCGACUCCAAACACGCCAAACGGACGUUGCCUUUCAGCGACAUCUAUCGGGCUUACGUCGAAAAGGAUAGGGACUACGACGAUAACUGUGAGAUGAUGUUCCUCAACGAAGGUUCACUACUACACAACAUACGUACAAGAUAUUACAAAAAUAAAAUUUAUUCAUUCGUCGCCAACAUCCUCAUUGCGAUCAACCCGUACAAAGACAUCGCGGAACUAUACUCGGGCAAAACGGUGGCCUCUUACCGGGGCAAGUCGCUAGGGGAGAUGCCGCCCCACGUGUUCGCCAUAGCGGAUAAGGCGUUCCGCGACAUGCGCGUCUUCAAGCAAUCCCAGUCGAUUAUAGUUUCCGGAGAAUCAGGGGCGGGCAAAACGGAGUCGACCAAACAUCUGCUGAAGUACCUCUGCGGCGACGGCGUUGCGGGCCCCAUCGAGCAGAAGAUCCUCGACGCGAAUCCCGUGCUCGAAGCGUUCGGUAACGCCAAAACAACCAGGAACAACAACAGCUCGAGGUUCGGUAAAUUUAUCGAGGUCCACUUCGACAAAAAGUUCCAAGUGGCCGGCGGUCAUAUUUCGCACUACCUGCUCGAGAAGAGCAGGAUAUGUUCGCCACACGGGGAAGAGCGUAGCUACCACAUCUUUUACAUGCUCAUGGCCGGCGCCCCGGAGACUCUCAGACAACAACUGGCCCUGAGCAAGCCCGACGAUUUCAACUACCUGAAAAAUGGGUGCACGAGGUACUUCGCGAAACCAUCUUCGGAGAAAAGGCUCGUGGCGACUCAAAAGAGCUCCGACCAGACCAAGUCCGGUUCGCUCAAAGACAUCCUCAUCGAUGACGUCGACGAUUUCAAGGAGUUGGACAUGGCGCUGUCGCGCCUCGGCAUGUCUGACGGCGAACGAUUGCAGAUUUACACCACUGUGGCGGCGGUCUUACACUUGGGCAACAUCGAAUUCGAAGACAAUCCGGAGGACACCAAGGGAGGCUGCCGGGUGGCCGCGAGCAAGGAGAAGUCGCUGCAGAUGGCCUCGAAGUUGUUGGAAAUCGAUCCCUCCGAACUGAGACAAGCUCUGGUGGCGAGAGUGAUGCAAAGCGCCAGAGGCGGACUCAAAGGGACGGUUAUCAUGGUGCCUUUAAAAAUCCAUGAAGCCAACAACGCGAGGGACGCGCUCGCCAAAGCGAUUUACAGCAAUCUCUUCGACUAUAUCGUGAAUCGCAUCAAUCAAAGCAUCCCGUUCCAAGCGUCCAGCUAUUACAUCGGCGUGCUGGACAUCGCGGGUUUCGAGUUUUUCACCGUAAACAGUUUCGAGCAGUUCUGCAUCAACUACUGCAACGAAAAGCUGCAGCAAUUCUUCAACGAGCGCAUCUUGAAGUUCGAGCAGGAGCUGUACAAGCGCGAGGGCCUUAGCGUGCCGGAAAUCACGUUCGUCGAUAAUCAGGACUGCAUUGACUUGAUCGAGGCCAAGGCGAAGGGCAUACUGACCCUGCUGGACGAGGAGUCCAAGUUGCCUAAGCCUUCGUACGCCCAUUUUACCGAAGACGUGCACAAAGUAUGGGGUAAGGAGUACAGGUUGGGGUUGCCACGGUCUUCUAAGUUGAAGGCGCACCGGAGCAUUAGGGACGACGAAGGUUUUUUGAUUAGGCACUUUGCCGGAGCAGUGUGCUACCAAACAAAACAAUUCAUAGACAAGAACAAUGACGCUCUGCACGCGUCUCUGGAAGGCAUCAUCCAAGACAGCAAAAGCAAAUUGAUCCAGACCCUGUUUGCGACGUCCAUGGCGCAAAAAGGUAAACUUACCUUUAUAAGUGUCGGGAACAAAUUUAAAACGCAACUACAGGAGCUGAUGGAGAAACUUCGCGACAACGGUACGAAUUUCAUUCGUUGCAUCAAACCGAACAACAAAAUGGUGGACAUGAUGUUCGAGGGCAGCCUGUGUCUAAUGCAGUUGAACUGCUCAGGCAUGACCUCGGUCUUGGAGCUCAUGGAGCAUGGCUUUCCGAGCAGGACUCCGUUCGCAGAUCUCCACGGGAUGUACCAGGACUACUUGCCGAAAGAAUUGAAGCUGCUGCCUCCGAAAACAUUCUGCGAGGCCAUGCUUCAUAGCCUGAAGCUGCAGGACAAGGACUUUAAGUUCGGUAUCACGCGGGUGUUUUUCCGGCCCGGGAAAUUCGCAGAGUUCGACAAAAUCAUGAGAUCCGAUCCCGAGAACUUGAAGGCCAUCGUAGCCAACGUGAAAAAAUGGCUAGUCAAGUCGAGGUGGAUCAAGGCGCAGUUCUGCGCGCUGACCGUCAUCAAAAUGAAAAACAAAAUUUUGUAUCGUCGUGCCGCCCUCGUACUGCUGCAGAAGCACAUAAGGGGCUACUUGGUUAAGAAAAAGUAUGGCCCCAGAAUCAAAACCAUCAAGAACAUUCGAUCGUUGGACGCGAAGCUUAAGAAAAUCGAAGGCGUGGCUGGACAGCUGAAGAAAGACAAGGAGACCACAACGAAUGCCAUCAACGCGCUCAAGUCGGAAAUGACGUCGGCUAUAGAUAGGAUCAAGAGGGACGACAAGAUCGACGCCAAAACCGUCGAAGGCCUGUACAAUGGACUUCUCGUCAAAGUCAAUCAACAGAUGGCGGUACUAGAGAAGAAGGUGCAGGAGCAAAAAAUCGCGGAAGAGCGGGAACGGUUGAGGAAGAUCCAGGAGGAGAUGGAACGCGAACGAAAACGCAAGGAGGAAGAAGAGAGGAAACUAAAAGAAGAGGAGGAUAAUAGGAGGAAGAAGGCAGAGAUAGAGGCGAAGCGGAAGAAGGAGGAGGAGCAACGGCUCAGGCAGGAGGAGGCCGACAGGAAGAUAGCGCUGGAAUUGCAGCUGCAACAGCAGAAGGUGGAACAAGAGGAAAGGCGGUAUCAGGAGCAGCUCGAGCAGGAGAGGCAGGAUCGCGAAUUGGCGUUGCGGUUGGCGCAGGAGAGCAACGGACAGAUCGAGGAGAGUCCUCCGUUGGCGCGGAACGUGAUGAACGGAACAGACUCUCAGCGGCAAUCGUUCAAACUGAACAGGUCCGAGACAGCAAGGACUCAGCAGCCAAAGGGCAAGUAUGACCUAUCCAAGUGGAAGUAUUCAGAGCUCCGUGAUACUAUCAACACGUCCUGCGACAUUGAACUGCUAGAGGCUUGCAGGCACGAGUUCCAUCGUCGGCUGAAGGUGUACCACGCAUGGAAGGCAAAGAACAAGAAGAGAACUACAAUGGACGAGAAUGAAAGGGCCCCUAGGUCAGUGAUGGAGUCAGCAGCUAAAACUCCAAGGUUGCCCCAGAAGGCGAUAUUGGACAACAACUCGCAGCGCUACUUUAGAAUUCCUUUCUUAAGGCCAGGCGGGGAUCCCAACAAGCGGGGUUGCUGGUAUGCUCAUUUUGACGGUCAAUAUGUCGCCCGACAGAUGGAGCUGCAUCCAGAGAAGCCGCCAAUACUACUUGUUGCUGGCAAAGACGAUAUGCACAUGUGCGAGUUGUCCCUAGAAGAAACGGGACUAACCAGAAAAAGAGGGGCGGAAAUAUUGGAAAACGAAUUCAAUAAGGAGUGGGAGAAAAACGGCGGACACCCAUACGUUCGGAUGGCAGAUAGAAAGUGAUUCAAUAUUUGUUUUCUGGGGC